Messenger RNA from Cylicocyclus nassatus, 1903 nucleotides. Lineage: Eukaryota; Metazoa; Nematoda; Chromadorea; Rhabditida; Strongylidae. The record is from the annotation of a GenBank genome assembly.
CCAAUAUCGUUCAUGACUGCUCUAGCUUUGAUAUUAGGAAGUUUUGCUCCAUCUGUCGUUUCUGAUUUCAGUAUGCGGGUACUCAUCACGGUCUUGCUGGCUGUGAAAACGAUUACAGCGUACGAUGCUGUGAUUUUCUCAAGCGAACAGAAAAUUGAGGAUGACUACCCGAGCAUAGAAAACUUGUUGUCAACCGCUUCACCAGAAUCACCUCUUGUUUUCAUUGUUAAUCCUGAUUUCACUUUGGGACAGUUCUCACGGGAAGCACGCGCAUACUCAGUCGACAAGACUCUGAGAGGACUACCAGCAACUGUAAAGUCAAAGAAAUAUCACGUCAGCCGAUACCUUGAGGACUUCGUUCUUGUCCUCAACGCAGUGAAAGUCACAUCUGCUGAAGAAUUCACGAAAGGCAAUGCUACUUACGUCGUAGCUGGUGAAGAAUGGACUAGCAUGCAGUCAUUGGCUAAAACUGUUUUGUCUGGACUUGGGGACAGUUAUACCGCUGUCAUCACAGCAACAGAUGCUGUUGCUACUGACAAGGCACGAACGAAGCGUGUGAUCACAUCUGAAAUGGAUGAAACGACUGGAUCACCUUCCGCAGCGAACGGACCAGAAAUUGACAUGCCCGUAAACUUGCCCCCAUACAACAGGACGGAAUAUCCAGAUGUCAGGCCUGACGCGUCUAAACUUGGCUCCUGCAUGCUCUAUUCUGAGGGAAUAAACAUCGUCGUGCGGAAUGCUAAAAAGGAAUUUGUCUCAAUACCUGUGAGGUCGCUGACGAAUACCACAUCUUGGAGUUAUGCUGCUGGGGAUGUCAACUGUGUCAAUUCCACAGCUGGACCCUUUGAGUUCACUGUACGACUGAAGUUGAAGGGGGAUGUCACGGAUAACGCUGAGAAAGUCAAGAUUAGCAGUGGAAGCCCCAUAGAGUUCAAACUGGUAUUCAAUGGAACUAGCGGCGGGUUUUGGAUGUUAACUGAUGUUGUCGCAAAUAACGUGGCUGUUCAAGACAAUGGCAAAGGCUUCAUUUCAGGAUCUGCAAAAGCCGAUACUAAAGUAAUUUCCCGGCCAUCGGUGAAUAAUGUUGGUUUCCAAAGUGUGGCAGGUUUUGCUUUGGGUUGCGGUGACUCACAAGCGGCUUUCUUCAAAACCAAUCAAGACGACGUGCUCAUCGGUAUAUCGCUCCACAACACAGAGGUCCAACCAUUUGGUGUUUCACCCGACAAGAAGACGAGCCAAAUGUACUUCAGCAGACAAGUCGAAGACUGUGUUGGAACGUUUUCAGUGGGUUCCUGGAUGGGAAUCAUCAGUAUCCUCGUCAUGCUUGGCGGUUUGAUGUUCGGCUAUUUGAUGUUGCAAUCCGUCCAAACUAUGGAUCGAUUUGAUGAUCCCAAACAUAAGCAGAUCGUGAUCAAUGUCAGGGAGUGAUGAAAAGGUACCGAUCUACUGUAUAAACUCUCGCCCACUGGGUAUUUCUUCGAAUGCUAACGCUCGUUUCUUCUCAUAGUGUAGAGUAACGCGUUGCGAUACAUAUGCUGUUCGCUCCUCGAAUGUCAUUGUUUGGAGAAAAUUUCUAUCUGUGAUGUCAGUUUUUUUUUCGUUUUGUUAUUUCCGCUAUUUGACUUAUUAGUUAUCGUCCUAUGUAUAAAAAUCAUUGGUGAUUUUAAGCCAUUCCAGUUACCGAUUAUGGUAACCAUUUCUCGAAGGCAGAAUUUGACACAAGUUCUGCAGAUUUCAUAGUUUCUUAGAAUGAUUUGAAUUGCCAUUGCCUAGAUUAUUCGAAAAACGUCCAUGAAUUGUGCUACUUAUAAUCAUUUGACUUCUCUGCUAGAAUCGUGACCCUGAGUAAUAUAACACGCCUAUAUGAGAAGGUGUGAUUGCGAUGAAAUAAAUUUAUCACUCU